GGAAGAACCCCACUGGCGCGGCUUUCCAAAACUCUUCCCCCGCUGCUCAUGAGAUGGAGGCAUGCGCCGGGAGCUCUGGGGGCGGGGCCACAUCAGAAGGAAGAGGCGGGGCUUGCUCCACAGCAAAGCUGAGCCGGCCGGGGAGGACUUUGGUUCCCGGCAGGAGGCUGGCCCACAAGGAGAGGGAGAAUCGAAUUAAACCGGGACCGGCCUUACACCAGAGCUAGAGUGUCUAGGACCCAAGGUGCUACACCCCGAGGGGACGUGGUCCCUUGCGAGCGAGGCCUUUAGGGCUGAGGUAGGUCGGUUCUGAGUGGACUGGGUCGUGAUGUGCAGGAGACUGCCAUCUGAAUGUUAUUCGUCUCUUGUCCGCCUGGCAGCAUGAGGCAUCGCACCCUAACCUCCAGCCCGGCCCUCUGGGCCUCUAUACCGUGUCCACGCUCCGAACUGCGUCUAGACCUGGUUUUAGCUUCUGGACAGUCCUUCCGGUGGAGGGAGCAAAGCCCUGAACACUGGAGUGGCGUGCUGGCAGAUCAAGUAUGGACACUGACUCAGACCGAGGAGCGGCUCUAUUGUACUGUGUACCGAGAAGACAAGAGCCAGGUGGGCAAGCCCACCCUAGAGGAGCUGGACGCCCUACACAAGUACUUUCAGCUGGAUGUCAGCCUGGCUCAGCUGUAUAGCCAAUGGGCUUCUGUAGAUUCCCACUUCCAAAAAGUGGCUCAGAAAUUCCAAGGUGUGAGACUGCUGAGACAAGACCCCACAGAAAGCCUUUUCUCCUUCAUCUGUUCCUCCAACAACAACAUUGCUCGAAUCACUAGCAUGGUAGAACGGCUGUGCCAGGCCUUUGGACCUCAACUCAUUCAGCUUGAUGAUGUCACUUAUCAUGGCUUCCCCAGCCUUCAGGCCCUGGCUGGUCCAGAGGUAGAGGCUCACCUCAGAAAGCUGGGCCUGGGGUACCGGGCCCGCUAUGUAUGUGCCAGCGCCAAAGCCAUCCUGGAAGAGCAAGGUGGGCCAGCUUGGCUGCAGCAGCUUCGAGCAGCCCCUUAUGAAGACACCCACAAAGCCCUCUGCACCCUGCCCGGGGUGGGCACCAAGGUGGCUGACUGCAUCUGCUUAAUGGCGCUUGACAAACCCCAGGCUGUGCCUGUGGACGUCCACGUAUGGCAGAUCGCCCAGCGUGACUAUGGCUGGCACCCUAACACAUCCCAGGCUAAGGGCCCGAACCCCCUGGCCAACAAGGAACUGGGAAACUUCUUCCGGAAUCUGUGGGGACCUUAUGCUGGCUGGGCCCAAGCAGUGCUGUUCAGUGCUGAUCUGCGCCAAUCGAACCAGGCUGGGAAGCCACCAGCAAAGCGCAGGAAGGUCUCUAAGAGGCCAGAAGGCUAGGUAGGACCCAGGAGACCAAAGAUGUCAUUGGUACCUUUCCUUUGCGCCCCACUUGUCUUCUCUAUCCCCACCGUCUCGUGUCAAGAAGGCCCCCACUCCUACCUCAGUCGGUUUUUACAGAAGGGGUGAGGGAGCUGCUUGAGAAUACAGAGCCGUCUUGUUUUAUCUUCCCUUUAUUACAAGAAAGAACAAUAAAAUAGAAACAUUUGUAUGGAAAAUGCAGUGAAGAGUGAGAGGGAAGGGGUGAGGAGGGAUGGGGUAAGAAACUCCCCAGUUCUGGGGUGAGAGGAAGCGGGCUGCCCCCAACCCCUCCCAUGAAAGAAACCCUGACUUCCUUGUUCAGUCCAUGGCCCUAGAGCUUGGGGGUGGUGCGGGGGGCAGUUCCGAGCCUGGCUCCACACAGCAGUCUCGGCAGCAACAGCCAGCUGCUGGCCCUGUGUAGAGAGAAGAGCAGAGUUGGCCGUGGAGCAGGCGCCAGCUCCAGCCUUACGUUUCCUCACGGACACCUAUCCCCUGCCACAUGACCCCGGUUCUUACCCCCGGCUGUCGGCGUCAGCAGCUCCCCGUGGCCAGCUGUCUGCCCCUGCCCGUCCUGGCUGGUGCCCAGCUGCAGCCUCCUCAUGUGCCGAACCACAGCCGUGGCAUUGAAAGCUUGCUGUCGAGAGAGGAGGGGGACUGCUGAAAACGUGCCUGGAGGGCUAGGGGUCGGCAGCAGGAGUCUGGCAGGGACUGCUAUCGUCAUUCACACCUUACUCAGUGACUCCCUAAAUCCUCCCCAGAAAACUAAGGCUUUACUAAGUUAUAUUCAGUCCUACAUACAAGCACAUGUAUGAAAUGUGUACAAAGGAAUUCAUAUUCCUCUAACAAACACUUAUGUGUCAAGCACAGCUCUGAGUACAUUGUAUGGUUAUUCAUUUAAUCCUCACACAAUUCUGUCAUGCAGCACUUUUGUGUUGUUUCUCUUUUUAGAUGGUCUUGCUAUGUAUCCUCGCCUCAGCCUCCAAAGUGCUGGGAUUACAGGCGUAUGUAUGCUACACACCAG
This is a messenger RNA of Peromyscus eremicus (cactus mouse), 2431 nucleotides long. RefSeq names its product 8-oxoguanine DNA glycosylase (gene Ogg1). Gene Ontology annotation, biological process: base-excision repair; nucleotide-excision repair; base-excision repair, AP site formation. NCBI's taxonomy places the organism in Eukaryota, Metazoa, Chordata, Mammalia, Rodentia, Cricetidae. The transcript is spliced from 7 exons. Gene Ontology annotation, cellular component: nucleus. The record is from RefSeq and is a predicted model, not a curated record. Bases 352 to 1389 code for a protein of 345 amino acids. Gene Ontology annotation, molecular function: 8-oxo-7,8-dihydroguanine DNA N-glycosylase activity; damaged DNA binding.